AUGGAAGAGAGGGCCAUCCAACGGUGGUGGUGGUGCUGCUGCUGCGGUGGUAUUGGUGGUGGCAGCGAUGGUGAUAGUGGAGGUGGUGGUGGCGUUGAUGGUGGUGGUGGUGGCGGCGAUGGUGAUAGUGGCGGUGGUAGUGGUAGAGGCGGCGAUGGCGAUGACGGUGGUGUUGGUGGUGGUUGUUCUAGUGGUAGUGUUGGGGAUGGUGAUGGUAGGGGUGGCGGUGGUAGUGGUGGUGAUGGUGGCAGCGAUGGUGAUUGGUGA
Papaver somniferum (opium poppy) is the source of this 267-nucleotide messenger RNA. RefSeq names its product glycine-rich cell wall structural protein 1-like. The coding region runs from base 1 to 267 and encodes 88 amino acids. The transcript is spliced from 2 exons. NCBI's taxonomy places the organism in Eukaryota, Viridiplantae, Streptophyta, Magnoliopsida, Ranunculales, Papaveraceae. The record is from RefSeq and is a predicted model, not a curated record.